AUGCUCAAAGAGGACGGCUUGGUGAAUGCCCAGCUUGGCCGCUACGGAAGCACCACCCGCGUGAAGGUGGUUGACAAGGAUGCCUUCCCCUCCAAUGAGUUCUCGGACAUUGCCCACUUCGAAGAAGAGCCGCCGUUUGAGGCCAUGACACAUCACUCGCUCGUGCGAGCGGUCAGGGACUUCUGCUGGCUGAACUUCACCAGCAACGAGAAAGUCAGGUGGGGCACCAUCAAGCAGAUAUUGCUUGACACGUACACGAACCUCUUCAAGCUCGCGACUUUGUACCUUCGGGUCUACUUCCUGGACCACAUUCUCAAAACGGACGUCGACGAGUCGUCACUCUGGCUCAUUCAUGAUCGUUAUGAGUCCCUCUACCUGUACAUGGCGGCCCUGAUCGUGCCGUUUGGGAUCUCCCACUUGCUCCACUACCUGAAGCUUGGUUGGGGCGUGCCCGGUACGACCACCACUUGGAUCCAGUCGGCCCUCUUGCGGCGCUACUUGAACUACAGCACGGCCUCGCAGAAUCUCACGAAGCCUGCGCAAGUCACUGUGGCAUUGAAUCAGGACGCUUUCUUGCUGGCCGAGGAUGGCUACUGCAACAUCCUCGCUCUGAUGGAGAAGCUUGGCAAUGUGGCAGUCAUGAUCUUCUUUCAGUUCACGGCGCCCGCCGUCUUCGGGAAGCCCUUCCGGCCAAUGUCCAUCGCUGUGGUGAUGGUGUUGCCCUUGGUGCUUUUCCUUUUCCUGUACUUCCGAAGCGGCGCUAUUCGCAAGGCUCUGAAAGAGGAGUCCAAAGCCCAGGCGGAGAGCGUCAGCGAAGUCGAGCAUGCGGUGAUGAAUUUCCGCCUCAUCUCGGACUACAGCAAGCGGAGUGCCGUCGUGGAAGCGUUCGAGUCGAACGUCGUGACCUUCCGUGGCGCGGCGAGGGCCGUAGGGCAGCUCUUAUUCAACAACCAGUUCUUCUGCAAAUGGUUGAGUCAGUUGCUGAUCGUCUUCUGGAUUGGCUUCGGUGGUAUGCACGUGAUCUCCGGGGAGCUCUCUCUGGGUUUGUUCUUGUGCGACAUCCAAAUCUUUCAGACCAUGGAGGAAAUCACAGAGCAAGUCUACACCAUGAUCGUCAAGCUGGAGUCUCCUGGCUGGGAAGAACAGAACAGCAAAGCCAGGGCGAAGCAACCUCCACCACACCCCGCACGUAUGUGUUCAACUGUACAGCGAAAGCCUCCAACCUAG
Messenger RNA from Symbiodinium sp. CCMP2592, 1227 nucleotides. NCBI's taxonomy places the organism in Eukaryota, Dinophyceae, Suessiales, Symbiodiniaceae. The record is from the annotation of a GenBank genome assembly.